AUGGCAGGGACACAGAGAAUGCCACCUUCACCUACAAAUGGGGAUAACCCUCAACAACAUGGGGGGAGGAAGCGACCAGCCCAGGGGGAUGACGACGAGCCCCUGACCCUCACAACAUUGCUUGCUGCCUUGAAGGAGAACCGUGAGGAGAUUGUGGUUAAGGUGCGAGAGGACAUCGAUGUGCUCACCACCCGUGUUAGCACAGUUGAACUCACGGUCGAUACACAUGUCAGCAACACAACCAAACUGCUCGAAGCCAUGACAGAUCGACAUUGUGCUAUGGAACAGAGUGUUCGACAAGUCGAUAGCACACAACAAGCUGUUCUCGAACGACUUGCAGCCUUGGAGGGGAAAUUCGCGAAGGCAAAUUUUUCCCUUUCCAGUACCAGAACUUCAGAGAGCGACGGGGGAAACCCCCGGCCAGCAUUGGUGGUCGGGGGAUGGGAUGCUGAUCAGCAUCAUGAAGACACGCUCCGACUCGCGAAACAACACCUGCAGGACCUCAACGUGAACCUCGAUGUGAGCCAGGCUUUCGUUCCUGGCCUCCGUAGAGGGUUCGCUUUGGUACCUCUCACAAAGCUCGACGGGGAAAGUGACGAAGAGCAGCGAGUGCGAAUCCAGGAGAUCCUCCGCACUAUCAGAGCGGCCAAGGUUGUCACAGGACAACGCCCGGAAGGGGGAAACCGCUACUUCUUCGCCGCCCUCAGCCAGAGCCCUGAGCGGCGAAAAAAGGCGCAACUCGCCGGCAAAGUGAAGAGGCUUAUCAUCGAAGAAGGGGGAGAUGUUCGACGCAUCGACGUGGAGUACGGGACCGCCAACUUGUGGUAUAAUGGCACCAAAGUGGCCUCUGGGGUCACCUCAGCCCCCGAAGGAGCCUCAACGGAGAAAGCGGGAUGGGUGCACCUCGGUGCACUUGCAAGACAGAUUGGCAUCUCCGAAGACGCCGCCCAGAGAAAUGAUCUCAGGCAGCUCGAAGCCAUUUUGGCACCAAAGCCCCAUGACCGCUUGCACGUCAUGAGCUGGAACGUGGGGGGACUUACAGCUGCAAAAGCAUUGGAAGUCGUCUCCGCCCUCCGGCAAGCUCGAAUUCGACCUUUUUGUGAGUCCGUGAUCGUAUUCAUGCAGGAGAUCAUAUGCGACACGGGGAAACACCACGCCUCCUUGGAUGAGCUGCAGAUGAUUUUCGGGAAACGUGCUGAAGACUGGCGCGGGAAUGCUGUCAAAGCUUGCUCCGCUAAAGGGGAAUCCAUGCUGGAAUGGUUCGAGGAGCAGCAGUGCCAUAUGCCACCCCAGGAACUGGAGAAGCCGACACACUUCCCCUACAACACAGCCCUCGAGCCUCGUCGUUUGGACUACAUCUUCGUGAAGAAACUACUGUGCGAUCCGGGGGAGGUUUUAGCCCAUCGGGACAUCGCGACUUCAGACCAUGAGCCAGUGACCGUGCCUCUUACUGAGAUGCAUUUUAAAGCACCAACUACAGGGAAGGAAGCUGUUCCUUGGUCGUCUCGUAUUUUGCGAACCACUGGCGAAGUUGACUCAGCGCUUGAUCGACACCUCAAAACCGGGGGAGACCCCGUCCUCCUAAUUCAGAAAGUUGCAGUGGCCAUUACAAAACCGGGGAAGCAUAAGGAACCUUUCAAGGAAUCGACCGACUUGAAGAAGCUGCGAAGGCAAGCCCUACAUGCUGAACCCGGGGGAGAACGGCGACGACUCUGGAAGGAUGCCAGGAAGAUGUACCAGCGAGAACACAGACAAUGGCGACUUUUGGCCAUGCAGCGAGUUGCCGAAUUGGACUGGGGCAUGAAGAAAGCACUCGUCGAACAGGCUCGCGACCACUCGUGGGAAUUGAGCCUCACUGAGCAUGAUAGCUGGAAGAAAGACCUCCGCGAGCACUUCGAGAAGAUCUUCUGCCGCCAAAAAGCCAUGCUGGUCAGCACUGCCAUCGGGGGGAUCAUGCACCGCCUCGCCUUCCUUUGCAAACACAAGACAUGGAGGCCAUUCGAUAUGGGCGAACUAUGUCUUGUGAAAGCCAAAUGGAAGAAUGGCAAAUCCUGUGGUCCAGAUCGCGUGUCACAUGAGGCGCUCAAGGCCAUGCUCCCUCAUGCAGUCUGGGGGGAACGACUUUUGGCGGUCUUCAAUGAUAUGCUCUACACCUGUCGCAUUGUGGAAAGUGUUGAAGUUGGAGCCACCAUAUUGCUGGCCAAAACCAGCCAACCACAAGACUGGAGCGAGACUAGGCCAAUCACGCUUAGCUCAGUACUACUGAAGAGCUUUAGCCAACUGCUACUCCAACGUGCGGGGGAUGCAAUCCAGAGCCCCGCAAGACUACAGUGGUGUCGCCGGGGAAGACAAGGAGUGGAACUCAUCCUUAUCCUCCGGCGCCUGGCCCGGAUUGCACGAGACUGGGGGCUGGAAUUCUACAUCGCAAAAUUGGACAUUCGAAAAGCCUUCGAUUCCAUCUACCAGGAGAGCCUUGCCGAGCACGUGUGCAAAACUGUCGGGGAAGCUGCAGACCUCCCAUGGGAAGCUCGAGCCUGGGUUGCACUCUUACACGCCCAGAACAUCAACGUGGAAAUCGCUGGGGAAAGUAUCCCCAUCCAGCAGAGCAACGGGGUUCGACAAGGUGCCCCGGAAAGUCCUGUUGCCUUCGGUGCUGUUGUAGCAGCAGACCUCGGCGCUGCCAUCGGGGAAGCAAAGGCCUCCAAACCAGUCGGGGAUGACUCCCCCCCGGAGGAUGGCGGGAGCUACAUGGAUGAUAACUACAUCUGGUCUACCUCCAGAAAGCACUUUCAGCACAUGCUGACCUCCCUUGCCAACAAGCUGCCACGUCGUGGACUUUUCCUCCACCCGGGGAAGACAGACAUCGUCAGCACGAUCGACAAAAGUGUCACCUUCGAAGUUGCCGGCGAAUCCGUGGCCACAAAGGAGCCCAAACACAUCUUCCACGUGCUCGGGAGCCCCCUCUCAUUCCAAGGGGGAACUGCUAUGCUACUGGCUGAAGCUCAAAGCCGUGCGAGGAAGGCCUUUUGGACACACCGCGAAUCCUUCACUUCGGAGGCCAGCUUCAAGAAAAAGCUCCUGAUCCACGUGGUGCUCGUCAGACAAAGUGCACUCUGGGCCUGCCAAAGCUGGCCCUGCCACAGCAGCCUCCUACGGGGGAUAAACUCCAUUCAGCUGUCCCAAGUCAGAGUCAUGCUCGGACUCCGUCGACAGCCCUGCGAAGAGUGGGCAACCUGGAACAAAAGGAGUUUACGACGAAGCCGACUUGCGCUCUACCACUGUGGGGGAACCAGAUGGUCUACCUUCGUGUUGUCACAGAUUUGGACAGCGAUCGGCCAUUUGUGCCGUGGAGACCCUAUUGGGGGGAAGAUCUUCCAAUGGCACAGCUUGCAGUGGUGGCAGGACCAAAAAGACCGUGGUGUACAUGUCCAGCAUGCACAGCGAUUCAAUGCCUACAUGGACAUUGACAGACAACUUAGCGAGACGAUCGGUCGUAACUGGUUCUCCAUUGCCCAGGACCGAGAGACGUGGGGGAAAUGGAAUCCACCUUCAUCGAGAGAUACGACGUCCCAUGGAGCAGUGGCAAGCAAGGAAGCCUGA
This is a messenger RNA of Symbiodinium sp. CCMP2592, 3600 nucleotides long. The record is from the annotation of a GenBank genome assembly. NCBI's taxonomy places the organism in Eukaryota, Dinophyceae, Suessiales, Symbiodiniaceae.